AUGGCCCCAGAGUGUCCUUUCGAGGUCCUGAGAAUGUCAGACAAGACUCGGUGGCUCGGCGCGCUGGGCUCCAACCCGCUGGAGUACGGGAACAUGACGGUCCGGAAGAAGCGGAAGCCCUACUCCAAGUUCCAGACGCUGGAGUUGGAGAAGGAGUUCCUGUACAACGCCUACGUGUCCAAGCAGAAGCGCUGGGAGCUCGCCCGCAACCUCAACCUCACGGAGCGACAGGUUAAAAUAUGGUUCCAGAAUCGUCGAAUGAAAAACAAGAAAAAUAGCCAAAGACAGGCGGCGCAGGAGGCGGCAGCGGCUGCCGCGGCUGGCACUCCUUCCUCCGGGGGCGGCACCCCGGCCACCAGCCCAACCCCCCAGACUCCAAACAGCAUCAAGCCUUGA
Messenger RNA from Penaeus vannamei (Pacific white shrimp), 396 nucleotides. Lineage: Eukaryota; Metazoa; Arthropoda; Malacostraca; Decapoda; Penaeidae. The record is from RefSeq and is a predicted model, not a curated record.